AUGGCCACCGCUUCAGUUGCAUUUAAGUCCAGGGAGGACCACCGCAAACAGAUUGAGUUGGAGGAGGCACGGAAAGCGGGGCUUGCGCCAGCUGAACUCGAUGAAGAUGGAAAGGAAAUCAAUCCUCAUAUUCCGCAGUAUAUGUCAUCUGCACCUUGGUAUCUUAAUGCUGAGAGACCAAGUUUGAAGCAUCAAAGAAAAUGGAAAUCUGAUCCCAAUUAUACCAAAUCAUGGUACGAUAGAGGUGCUAAAAUCUUUCAGGCCGACAAGUAUAGGAAAGGUGCAUGUGAAAAUUGUGGAGCAAUGACGCAUGAUUCAAAGUCAUGCAUGGAAAGACCACGGAAAGUGGGUGCAAAAUGGACAAACACACACAUUGCUCCUGAUGAAAAGAUAGAAACUUUUGAGCUUGACUAUGAUGGCAAACGGGACAGAUGGAAUGGUUAUGAUGCAUCAACUUAUGCUCGAGUGAUUGAGAGGUAUGAAGCUAGAGAUGAAGCACGAAAGAAGUACCUGAAAGAACAACAGCUUAAGAAAUUGGAGAAGAGCAACCAAAAUGGUGAGGAUCCUACAAGUGAUGAGGAUGAAGAUGAAGAUGAUUUAAGGGUAGAUGAGGCAAAGGUUGAUGAGAGCAAACAAAUGGACUUUGCAAAGGUUGAGAAGCGUGUACGUACUACAGGUGGUGGGAGUACAGGAACUGUGAGGAAUCUACGUAUUCGAGAGGAUACUGCAAAAUAUCUUCUUAAUCUUGAUGUCAAUUCAGCACAUUACGAUCCCAAAACCAGAUCCAUGCGAGAGGAUCCCCUUCCAGAUGCAGAUCCAAAUGAAAAGUUUUAUGGGGGUGAUAACCAAUAUAGAAAUAGUGGACAAGCUUUGGAAUUUAAGGAAUUGAACAUCCAUGCUUGGGAAGCAUUUGACAAGGGACAAGAUGUUCACAUGCAAGCAGCUCCAUCGCAAGCUGAAUUACUCUAUAAGAGUUUCAAGGUCCGGAAGGAGAAGUUGAAGUAUCAUACAAAGGAAACCAUUAUUGAGAAGUAUGGUAAUGCUGCCGAUGAGGACAAGCCUCCAAGAGAACUUCUGCUGGGCCAAAGUGAAAGGCAAGUUGAAUAUGACCGAGCUGGUAGAAUAAUAAAGGGCCAGGAAGCAGCACUCCCCAGGAGCAAGUAUGAAGAAGAUAUUUACAUUAACAACCACACGACUGUCUGGGGUUCAUGGUGGAAGGAUCACCAGUGGGGCUAUAAAUGCUGCAAGCAGACAAUACGAAAUAGCUAUUGCACUGGUGCUGCUGGUAUUGAGGCUGCUGAAGCUGCAAGUGAUCUUAUGAAAGCCAACAUUGCCCGUAAGGAGGCUGCUACAGACGAUUCUGCACCCGUGGAGGAGAAAAAGCUCGCUACUUGGGGUACUGAUGUCCCAGAUGAUCUAGUUCUGGAUGAGAAAUUGCUUGCUGAUGCCCUCAAAAAGGAAGAUCUAAGGAAGAGGGAAGAGAAAGAUGAGAGGAAACGCAAGUAUAAUGUUCGAUGGAACGAUGAGGUUACUGCAGAGGACAUGGAAGCAUAUCGGAUGAAGAAAGUUCAUCAUGAUGAUCCAAUGAAAGAUUUCCUGCACUAA
Molecule: messenger RNA, 1605 nt
Organism: Sphenostylis stenocarpa
Lineage: Eukaryota; Viridiplantae; Streptophyta; Magnoliopsida; Fabales; Fabaceae
Source: the annotation of a GenBank genome assembly